Messenger RNA from Olea europaea var. sylvestris, 681 nucleotides. RefSeq lists its product as uncharacterized. Lineage: Eukaryota; Viridiplantae; Streptophyta; Magnoliopsida; Lamiales; Oleaceae. The record is from RefSeq and is a predicted model, not a curated record. The annotation marks the transcript as partial. The transcript has 3 exons.
AUGGCAGUAAAAGUUAUGGACAGCGAGGAGAUUGAGGCAAUCACUACACGCAGUGGGGUUAAGCUUCCAAAAAUUACAGUUGAGAGACGGGUGACAGAAAAUAAAAAGUUUGCAAAGUUCUUGGAUACCUUCAGGAAGCUUCAUGUCAAUAUCCCAUUAAUUGAAGCUUUAUCUCAAGUACCAAACUAUGCAAAAAUUUUGAAGGAGAUCCUAUCGAAAAAGAAAAGGCUCACAGAUUUUGAGACCAUCAAGAAAUUAGGAUUGGAAGAGCUAAAGGACAAAUCCAUCUCCCUUCAAUUGGCAGACAGAUCAAUCAAAUACCCGCGAGGAGUGGUUGAGAACGUGCUCAUUAAAGUGGGCAAAUUCAUAUUCCCCGUUGAUUUUGUUGUCCUAGAUAUAGAGGAGUCAUGGGAUGCAGCGUUACUUAUCUUGGGCAGAUCCUUCCUAUCAACAAGUCAAGCUGUCAUGGACUUUGAAAGUGGCGAACUGACAUUGAGAGUGAAAGAUAAACAAGAGAAGUUUAAGAUCUACAAUAUUAUUGAGAAUCCAUUACAAGAAGAGAUCAGCAAAAAGGCUAAGGAGGAGUGCAAGUAUAUUGUUGUAAAGGUACAACAAGGCUCGAGAGAGACGGAGCCUAAACAUCUAGUUAGCGUUGGACGAGAGAAGAAUGGAGGGUUCAAG